UUUGUCUCUCUCGCGCACACACACACACACACACUCACCGUGCAGCAGCAGCAGACCUGCUGCAGCAUCGAUCCCUCAGGUUUGUUCUGACACAAACGGAACCAAACCUGGGACCAGGACCGGGACAAGAACUACGCGGCUGUAACCCGGGACAAAAGGCUCUUCAAGAUGAUGAUGAUGAUGAUGAAUCCGUCAGAGAAGAUGAAGAAAAAACCUCCCAAAGACAGCUUGACUCUGCUGCCAUGUUUCUACUUUGUGGAAUUGCCCAUCGUGGUGUCCUCCAUGGCAUCUCUGUACUUCCUGGAGUUGACCGACGUGCUGCAGCCGGCACAGGUUGGAUUCCGUUGCCAUGACCGCGACCUCAGUAUGCCUUACGUGGACGAAGGAGAUGAGCUCAUUCCUCUGCUGAUGCUGCUCAGCCUCGCCUUCGCCGCUCCUGCUGCCUCGAUCAUGGCGGUUGAAGGUAUGAUCUACGUCCUGCAGUCACAGCUGAAGCUGCGUCGCCACGAGGGAAGUAUCAACGCAGGAGGCUGCAACUUUAAUUCAUUUCUGAGGAGGACGGUGCGUUUCGUAGGUGUCCAUGUCUUUGGUCUUUGUGCGACUGCUCUGGUCAGUGACAUCAUCCAGUUGUCAACAGGUUACCACGCCCCCUUUUUCCUGACUGUCUGUAAACCCAACUACACUCAGGCUGGUGUGUCAUGUGACCAAAAUGCUUACAUCACCAGAGACAUUUGCUCUGGUCAUGACCAACACGCCAUCAUGGCCGCUAGGAAGACGUUUCCGUCCCAGCAUGCAACUCUGUCUGCCUUCGCUGCUGUUUAUGUUUCGGUGAGUAAAGUUUUGUCGUGUGCGUUUCAGGAAACCAUGGAAACGCGCUCUCUCUCUCUCUCUCUCUCUCAGAUGUAUUUUAACUCGACCAUCUCAAACAGCACCAAGCUGCUCAAACCUGUGCUGGUGUUUGCGUUUGUCAUCGCUGCAGCUUUGACGGGUCUGACCCAGAUCACUCAGCACCGCAGUCAUCCCAUCGAUGUUUACGCAGGUUUCCUCAUCGGAGCCUUCAUCGCUGCGUACCUGGCCUUUCAUGCUGUGGCUAACUUCAAGUCCUCUGAUGACAUCACUCCAGCCCCGCCUCCUCCACCUCCAAAAGAAGACCCGCUCCGAGCUCUGACGGAGCGAGGACACGAGUCCGUCUACAACAAAGGGCCCGCCUCCGCCUCGGACAGUAACGACGAGAUCGCAGCGGCCCCGGCGUCAGUGUCGGCGCCGCUGCAGAGAGAGAGCACGUCCAUGAGCAGCCUGAAGAGGGCGAGCGUGGACGUGGAGCUGCUGGCUCCUCGCAGCCCCAUGGGGAAGGAGACCAUGCUGACCUUCAGUCACACGCUGCCCAGAGCCAGCAUGAACGUCAACGGGUUCACAGAAGAUCCAGUUCCGUCUGCUCAGCCAGUUCAACGGCGUCUGAAAGCUGUGCAGGUUCCCGUGGACCCGCUGCGGACGCAACAGCUGGUGUCCGAGUGGAAGCAGAAAUCCAUGGAAAUGAGAGGCCAGAGUGUCCACGAAGAGGCGGAGCGGGACGCCAGUGAGGACGGUUCUGAGGGUGGCUCGGUGGCCACGGAUGACGGCGGCUCUCAGGUUCCUAUCUACCAACCACCAGUCCAGGCUGCUAAGCCUGUGGCAACUCCUCGCCCGCCACAGAUCCCAGAGGCAGGACCUCCGCCAGUUUCCCCAAAGAGCGCUCUGACCCGAGCCAAGUGGCUCGCCAUCAGGGAGAAGACUAGUGAGGGCGUGGCCCGUGGAGCAGCUAACCAGCCGCGGCUCAUGCAGGUGAUCGCCAUGUCGAAGCAGCAGGGCCUCCUUCCGUCCUCCUCCUCUGAGACUGCCUCCACCUGCUCCGGCACCUCCUCCACCACCAACUCCCCACACUACGGCCCCGCCUCUGAUCAGCAGCGUCAGGGUCCAGGCAUUGUCACCAUGGACACCCAUGCCCCUCACCAGACGCUGCCCCCCCCUCAGGCUCUGGCCCUGGCAGGUAAUGGUCACCCAUGGCAGUGGGCGGGGGCAUCCACGGGUGGUGACCCACGGGACACGUACGACCUCAACAGUCUAAACCGAGGAGACUCGACCGCCAGGGGCAGCAGCUUCCGCCCGCACCGGUCUGUCUCGCCGCGUGUCACCACCGACCCUGAACCUACUCCUCCCCCACCUUUCCACCAGGUGGAGUCGUCAUCGGAGACGAAGCACAGGGAGACAGCCAUGAGACGUGAGACGGCCAUGAGACGUAAGACGGCACUGGUUCUGCUGGAUCGAGAGCUUCAUAAUCAGACUGAAGAAAACUUCUACAAGAGUUCACACGGAUGCAGGUUUAAGGAGAAUUAGGCUUUUCAGAAUAAAAGCUUGGUUUACGGACAGCAGACCAAUGUGUCCACCAGGGGGCAGCUGUUUAUUCAUAAUAACAAAACAGUUCAUGUUGCACAAGGAAACGAAGGACCCAAAAAACAUGUAAACAACAAGAGAGGGGGAGGAGGCAUAGGAGGUGGGUGUGGCUGUAGCUUAUGGGUGGGGCUGGUGAAAAACUGUGCAGUGCUGUGUCUCCAAGCAGGAAGACAAAGUGUUUCAAUGGCAACUGUCUCAGCGUUGACAGCAGCAGUUUGAGUUUCCUCACUCUUUAUUUCCUGGAUGAGUGUCGUUGUCUUUCUGUUGUGCGGUUGCUAUAGUGAUAGUCAGCAUGUUGGUUUGUUAGUGUGCUGCUCUGUGAUUGGUCAAAGGUGAAUGUUUGUGUUUAUGAGAGUAAAUAUUUAUCCAGAUCAUAAUAUUGAGAUUAAAUUAAGAUUAAAGAUUCAACGUCCACACCAUCAUCAAUACAAGCUAUGAAGUCAUCAGUAAAGCUGUGCUCUGUGUCUCUAAUGUCCAUCGUGGACAAAAUGUCUAAAUUGACUUUUGGAAAGUGUUGAUCACAAAUAAAGUUGUAAUGUUUUGA
Molecule: messenger RNA, 2974 nt
Organism: Solea senegalensis (Senegalese sole)
Lineage: Eukaryota; Metazoa; Chordata; Actinopteri; Pleuronectiformes; Soleidae
Gene: plppr3b
Product: phospholipid phosphatase related 3b
Exons: 7
Coding region: 169-2373 (734 amino acids)
Biological process (GO): phospholipid metabolic process; phospholipid dephosphorylation; signal transduction
Molecular function (GO): phosphatidate phosphatase activity
Source: RefSeq, a predicted model, not a curated record